AUGGGAUCUGGUGGAUCUUUGACGUUAGCUAGCGGAAGAAUGUUUAUGAUUUUCGCAAAUACUUUGACUACGAUUGCUGGAUUAAUUCUUAUUGGAUUGGGUCUAUAUGGAGUUUUUUCGUCAGAAAUUCGAUUAUAUUCUAGUGAGAUUCCAAUUGCAACAAUUGUGCUCGGGUUCCUUGUAUUGUUAAUCUCGAUCACUGGAUGUUGUGGAGCAAUCGCUGAAAAUAGACCCAUAUUGGUGACUGUAUCCUUUACAACGCAAAUCAUAUUUGCGGCCGUUAUAUUGGCUGAUAGAGCAAAUGUGGAAGACAUACUUAAUAAUGCAUGGCAGAAGGCUUAUGAUGACCAUCCGAGCAUUAUUCGUGAUGUCGAAGAUGAAUAUUCAUGCUGUGGAUUUAGGAAUGUCACUGACCGUGCCGUCCCCAAGUCAUCACCUGACGCAUGCGUUAAUAGUCCUUGGUUUGGUUAUGAUAGACCUUGUUUAGAUAAUCUUUCUCGUGCUUACAGAAGCCAUCAUACUAUGCUUGGUGUUUGGGGUAUAAUUUUGGCGAUUAUUCAGAUUUUGGCCCUUAUUUCCUCAUACAUUCUUAUCGCAUUUUUGCCUAACGCUAGAGAGCGCGAAAAUCAAUAUUUAUCUGAGCAUGAUCGCAUUGUUCGUGGGCAUGGAGGAGCCGGUGGGAAAACUCUUAGACCCCAUGAAAUUGGUCAACAAUCCAGUUCAGUAUACGGAAGUACAUAA
Molecule: messenger RNA, 741 nt
Organism: Funneliformis geosporum
Lineage: Eukaryota; Fungi; Glomeromycota; Glomeromycetes; Glomerales; Glomeraceae
Source: the annotation of a GenBank genome assembly